This is a messenger RNA of Salvia splendens (bonfire salvia), 2078 nucleotides long. RefSeq lists its product as uncharacterized. The record is from RefSeq and is a predicted model, not a curated record. The transcript has 4 exons. The coding region runs from base 451 to 1950 and encodes 499 amino acids. Lineage: Eukaryota; Viridiplantae; Streptophyta; Magnoliopsida; Lamiales; Lamiaceae.
UGGCUAACACAUGGAGUAGGGGUGUGGAUUUAGAAUUGAAACCUUCAAUUUCAAAACGAAAACGCAUGGACAAACUCAUCAACAUAUCAUAACUUAAAACACAACAAUUAAUCAUCUACGAAAUUGGCCCCGGUAAACAAAUGUGUUUAAUCAUGACUCAUCGUAAAAAUUAAGCAAUACUACUAGACUUGUCCUUCGAUUAGAAAACUACUUGUGAUGUCGCUUUAAUUGCAAUACUAUUACUUAUAUACUCCAUAUUACUUGGUUUGAAACUUUAAUUUUUUAUUUUAAGAAAACUACUUUGAAAUUUCUAAAAAAAAUCCUUAACCACACACCGACCUCCAUAUCUACCAUCUUAUUAAAUCAUUCUCCCUCUCUCUCACCAAGAACCUUCCAUCCCCUAUAAAAAUCCCUCCUAAUAAAAUUGAAUCAAAACACGCAACACAACUCAUGUACAACAAGUCUCAUGCGCAAAUGCCAAUGGACCGAUCGCCGCCGUUCUCGUCGUCGUCCUCCGACAGCUCCCAGUUCUCCUCCACCAGCUCGUCGCCGGCCAAGAGCAUGAGGGUGGUCCUCUCCAUCGAGUGCCUGAAGGGCUCCUCAAAGGCCGACGAAUGGACCGGCGACAUGCUGCAGACAGGCGACAUCGUGGAGGAGCUCAGGAUCGGAAACAUGAUCGUCAAAUCGCCCUUCAAGAACGGAAAAUCGGGGAUUCAGAAAAUCCUGCACGGCUCGUUCAAGCAGAAGGAGACGUCGAUUCGGGUCCGGGUCAGGCGGGGCUGUGCUGACCUGGCGGAGCUCCAGGCCUGCAUAGUGCCCGGGGACCAGUUCGUCGGGAGGAAGCAGUACGUUCUCCGGGCGAUCGAUGAUCCGAAUUACGCCGUGGGGUUCAUCGAUCGGACGGAGAGCCAGUGCUUGGAUUUGCAAGCCUCAAGGACCUCAAGAAUGGUUAGUGCACUAGAGAGGACUCCGCUCCAGGACGGAUACGUGUCGUAUCCGUGGGAGCGGAGGCUUGUGGAGAUGCUCUCCAUCCCGAAUUCGAGCAGCUUCUACUCCGUCCUCUUCUUGCCAAAAUCCUCGGACAAGGCAAGUGCACGCUACAACGACCUAGAGGACACCCUUGCACGAGCCCACACGUGGAUCAACGCGUCCCAGGCAUCUGGGGUUCCUAUAGUCUUCAUGAAUAUCCAAACGGAAUCACUUCUCACCAAGAUAUCCGGAGACACUGCUUCUUCAACAGUAAAUGCAGGAUCGCUGUCUGACCUGUCAAAUAUCGCGAACACUAGUUUGUAUGGGUUCGAGGACUACCACGGGGUGGACCUUGGUGUGGUGCGAGCCGUUCGUUUGUGGUUCUCCCCUCUAGCCGGGGAGAUCCCCAUCGAGAUCAGGAUCAAAGACACCGAUACCAGGCUUGGAUUCGCUAUUAGCAGGACGCCAGAAGGAUUCAUCUACAUAUCAUCGGUGAUCGAGGGAGCAGACGACGUGCCAUCAGCUCGAUCGGGUCUGAGCAGUCUAUACAAGCAGGCAUCCCAAUCGGCACGGCUUCUGGUUGUGUCCCGAAUAUCCAACCAGAAGCUGCUGCCGUGGAUGGUGUCUGCCACGGGCGCGAUCCGCUGCUUCGACACCGUAUCCCUCAGCCAGAAACUGUCGCUGCACCGCCACACCCGAGUCCCGAUCCUCGUGCACGUUUACCUUUGGGACCGAAGCGCCAAUAACGCGAACGUGGGAAGCAUCAGGGCCCGAGCCAUGUCGACGUCGCCUCCGACCCCACCAUCCACGGAGGCGCACCUAAAGAUGACGGCUCGGGGGGUGGAAGAGGGAGAGGAGGACUCGGAUGAGGAGGAAACUGUAGCCAGCGAUGGACAGGAGGAUAUUACGAUUGAACGAGAUACAGCUGGGGAAUUUUCGUUCCGGUUGCAUGAUUUUGCUCUUAAAAAUAAUUGGGUGUGAAUAUCGUUUCUCUUUUUUCUUUUGUUUUGUUGUUGAAGAUUUUUGCUCUGUUUAUGGUCUUGGAUUUUUGUUGUAUAUAGGCGUCUCAGUUGAUUAGUUUAACUUAUCAGUCUGAGUUAAGUUCCUAA